AUGUUGAGGCACCGCGGCGGUGUCUACCAACUCGUCUGCAAGACCCUUAAGAGACGAGCUGCAGCAUCGGAGCUGAAUGAGGUCCGAGCGGCGCAGGUACAGGGCGCCAGGAACAGCCCAAUUGGGGCGAGCAGCAUCAGCGGCUCCACAAUCGGUGUCAGGACGAUCUUCGCCGGGAAGGUCGCCACUCAGAGCGGCGUCGGGAUCGCUAUCGAUAUGAGCAACGUGCAGAAGGACAUCUGCGUGAACAGCUUCGGCAGAGGUCACUUCUUCGUGAGGGUCGUCACGAUCAGCAUCUUCAGGGAGAACACCAGCGAGAUGAUCUCGAUUCGCAGGACGAGUCUGGCAAGCCUGAGGCGCACGGUCACCAGCAGGAUCACGCGCGGCAGCGUGCGAAGCACCAGCUGUGGCCUGACCGUCUUCGAAGUUGGGCAGCUCCAGCUCGAAAUUGAUGUCGUACAGGUAGGACUCGUGACUAGCCACUCCAGCUGGCGGCUGCGGGAGAGGAGUAGUAGAGCACCCACUCGGCGGUGA
Prorocentrum cordatum is the source of this 534-nucleotide messenger RNA. The record is from the annotation of a GenBank genome assembly. NCBI's taxonomy places the organism in Eukaryota, Dinophyceae, Prorocentrales, Prorocentraceae.